AGUGAAACUCCAGGAGUUGCGGGCGCGUGGAGCGUAGCGUCCACAGUCCCGGGGCCCAUGGCUCUGAGCAAAGGGCUGCGGCUGCUCGGGCGGCUGGAGGCCGCGGGCGACAGCAGCGUCCUGCUGGAGGCGCGCGGCCGCGGGGACUGCCUGCUCUUCGAAGCCGGCACGGUGGCCACGCUCGCCCCGGAAGAGAAGGAGGUCAUCAGAGGCCAGUAUGGGAAGCUCACCGACGCUUACGGCUGCCUGGGGGAGCUCAGGUUGAAAUCCGGUGACGCAUCCCUGAGCUUCCUGGUUUUGGUGACAGGCUGCACAUCUGUGGGCAGAAUCCCAGAGGCUGAGAUCUACAAAAUCACCGCCACCGACUUCUACCCUCUGCAGGAAGAGGCCAAGGAGGAGGACCGGCUCGCGGCCCUCAGGAAGAUCCUCAACUCGGGCGUCUUCUACUUCUCGUGGCCCAACGACGGGUCGCGCUUCGACCUCACCGUCCGGGCGCAGAAGCAGGGCGAUGACAGCUAUGAGUGGGGGAACGCCUUCUUUUGGAACCAGCUGCUCCACGUGCCCCUGAGGCAGCACCAGGUGAGCUGCUGUGACUGGCUGCUGAAGGUCAUCUGCGGGGUGGUGGCCAUCCGCACGGUGUACGCCUCGCACAAGCAGGCCAAGGCCUGCCUCAUCUCUCGCAUCAGCUGCGAACGCGCCGGCGCUCGCUUCCACACCCGCGGCGUGAACGACGAGGGCCACGUGUCCAACUUCGUGGAGACGGAGCAGACGAUUUACAUGGAUGAUGGUGUGUCGUCUUUUGUCCAGAUCAGAGGCUCCGUUCCGCUGUUUUGGGAGCAGCCAGGGCUACAGGUCGGCUCCCAUCAUCUGAGACUCAACAGAGGCCUGGAAGCCAACGCCCCUGCUUUCGACAGGCACAUGGUACUUCUGAAGGAGCAGUAUGGGAAGCAAGUGGUGGUAAACUUGCUGGGGAGCAGAGGCGGCGAGGAGGUGCUCAACAGGGCCUUCAAGAAGUUGCUCUGGGCUUCUUGCCACGCCGGUGAUACGCCUAUGAUAAACUUUGACUUCCAUCAAUUUGCCAAAGGCGGGAAGCUCGAGAAAUUGGAGAACCUUCUGAGGCCCCAGUUAAAGCUUCACUGGGAUGACUUUGACGUGUUCACCAAGGGCGAGAAUGUAAGUCCACGUUUUCAGAAAGGCACCUUGCGGAUGAACUGUCUCGACUGCCUGGACCGAACCAACACAGUUCAGAGCUUCAUCGCGCUUGAGGUCCUUCAGCUGCAGCUUGAGAGCCUGGGGCUGAAUUCGAAGCCCAUUGCUGACCGCUUCGUGGAGUCCUUCAAAGCCAUGUGGUCUCUGAAUGGGCACAGCCUGAGCAAGAUGUUCACGGGCAGCCGGGCCCUGGAGGGGAAGGCCAAGGUGGGGAAGCUGAAGGACGGGGCCCGGUCCGUGUCUCGCACCAUCCAGUCCAACUUCUUUGAUGGCGUGAAGCAGGAGGCCAUCAAGCUGCUGCUGGUCGGGGACGUCUAUGCCGAGGAGUCUGCGGACAAAGGCAGGAUGCUGCUGGACAACACGGCCCUGCUGGUGACCCCCAGGAUCCUGAGAGCCAUGCUGGAGCGCCAGUCGGAGUUCACGAAUUUCAAGCGGAUCCGCAUUACCGUGGGGACCUGGAAUGUGAACGGGGGGAAGCAGUUCAGGAGCAACCUCCUGGGGACGGCUGAGCUGGCUGACUGGCUGCUGGACUCACCCCAGCUGUCCGGCGCCGCUGAGCCCCAGGAUGACAGCAGCCCAGCCGACAUAUUUGCCGUCGGGUUUGAAGAGAUGGUGGAGCUGAGUGCAGGGAAUAUCGUCAAUGCCAGCACCACCAACAGGAAGAUGUGGGGCGAGCAGCUUCAGAAGGCCAUCUCGCGCUCCCAUAGGUACAUUCUCUUGACUUCGGCACAGCUGGUGGGCGUCUGCCUUUACAUCUUUGUGCGUCCCUACCACGUCCCGUUCAUCAGGGACGUGGCGAUCGACACGGUGAAGACCGGCAUGGGAGGAAAGGCCGGGAACAAAGGCGCCGUGGGCAUCCGUUUCCAGUUCCACAGCACCAGCUUCUGCUUCGUGUGCAGCCACCUGACGGCCGGGCAGUCCCAGGUCAAGGAGAGGAACGAGGACUACAGGGAGAUCACCCAGAAGCUGAGCUUCCCCAUGGGAAGAAACAUCUUUUCUCAUGACUACGUGUUUUGGUGUGGCGAUUUCAACUACCGCAUUGAUCUCACGUAUGAAGAAGUCUUCUAUUUUGUGAAACGCCAAGACUGGAAGAAACUUCUGGAAUUUGAUCAGCUGCAGCUACAGAAAUCCAGUGGAAAAAUCUUUAAAGACUUUCACGAAGGCAGCAUUAAUUUUGGACCCACCUACAAGUAUGACGUCGGCUCCGCUGCCUACGACACUAGCGACAAAUGCCGCACCCCAGCCUGGACGGACAGGGUCCUGUGGUGGAGGAAGAGGCAUCCCUUUGACAGGACAGCCAGAGAACUCAACCUUCUAGACAAUGACUUGGAUGCUGACACCAAAGUCAAACACGCCUGGUCUCCCGGAACCCUCAGGUAUUACGGCCGCGCGGAGCUGCAGGCGUCCGAUCACAGACCCGUCCUGGCCAUCGUGGAGGUGGAAGUUCAAGAAGUGGACGUGGGUGCUCGGGAGAAGGUGUUCCAGGAAGUGUCCUCUUUCCAGGGCCCCCUGGACGCCACCGUCGUCGUCAACCUUCAGUCCCCAACCUUAGAAGAGCAAAACGAGUUUCCUGAGGACGUGCGCACCGAACUCAUGCAGACCUUGGGGAAUUAUGGCACGAUUGUCCUCGUCAGGAUCAACCAAGGGCAGAUGCUGGUGACUUUUGCAGACAGUCACUCGGCGCUCAGCGUCCUCGAUGUGGACGGUAUGAAGGUGAAAGGCAGAGCAGUGAAGAUCCGACCAAAGACCAAGGACUGGCUCAAAGGUUUGCAAGAGGAGAUCACCCGGAAGCGGGACAGCAUGGCCUCCGUGUCGCCCACGGCCAACUCCUGUCUGCUGGAGGAGAACUUCGACUUCACGAGCUUGGACUACGAGUCAGAAGGGGACAUUCUCGAAGAUGACGAAGACUAUUUGGAUGAACUCAAUCAGCCUGUGGUCUCAGACAGUGACCUGGCGGGGGACGACCUUUCCGAUGCCCCCGGCUCCACAGCAGCCGCACCGCCCAGCAAGUCACCUGCACUAACCAAAAAGAAGCAGCACCCGACUUACAAAGGUGAUGCCGACCUGGCAGAGUUAAAGCAGGAGCUGGAAGCUGUGGGGGACCGCCACCGCUCUCCAAGCAGGUCUCUGUCGGUCCCCAGUAGGCCUCGGCCGCCUCACCCACCGCAGAGACCCCCCCCUCCAACGGGUUUCAUGGUGAAGAAGUCGGCCUCGGACGCCUCCCUCUCCUCGGGCACCCAGGGGCAGUAUUCGAUUUUACAGACGGCAAAGCUGCUGCCGGGAGCGCCUCAGCAAGCGCCCAAAGCUAGGACUGGGAUAAGUAAGCCUUACAAUGUCAAGCAGAUCAAAACCACCAACGCCCAGGAGGCGGAAGCAGCAAUCCGAUGUCUCCUGGAAGCCAGAGGAGGCACCCCAGGAGAAGCCCUAAAUGCCAUGGCCCUGAGCGAGCAAGGGCCCUCCAAACCUGAGCCCACAGCAGGGGGGGCCCCGCUGCUGCCCCGUCGGCCGGCGCCCAGAGUCCCUGCCAUCAAGAAGCCAACCCUGAGGAGGACCGGGAAGCCCAUGUCACCAGAAGAGCCACCGGGGCAGCAGAUGGUCCAUUUCACAAUCGGGCCCCCAGAAACAAGCCUUGAAACCCCUCCUCUCGUGGCCACCCCUCCUGUUCCCAAACCGAGGACAAUGCAGCCUGGGAAAGGUGCCGAGAGGAAGCCCGGUGCUGGAAAGCCAGUGGCGGACGGGGUGCCUGCGGUGGCUGAGCCGCCCCUUCUGGAGGUCCCUCCCCUCGCACCCCAGGCGCCCCCGAGGAGGAAGAAGUCUGCCCCCGCAGCCUUCCACCUGCAGGUUCUGCAGACGCAUGGCCAGCUCCUCCGGGGCCUCGGCAGCGACGGGCCCGACCAGGCCGCGCUCUUUCCACCGCCAGCUUUUCUGGGCCCUUCGUCGGCUGCAAGCCCCGAGGCCGAUGGCCCCAAGGAGCCAAAGCCAGAGGCGGCCUCCCUCCUCGGGGAUUGUCAGGACCCCUUCUGGAGCCUCCUCCACCACCCUAACCUGUUGAAUAACACCUGGCUCUCCAAGAGCUCUGAUCCCCUGGAUUCGGGGACCAGGAACCUCGGAAGGGCACACACAGCCCCACUGCAAGUCGGCCACCCAGCUGCUGAGGAGCCGCCGCCACCAGAGCACAGGCAAAAAGACCUCGGUCCCUGGACGACAGUCAGCGACAAGGACAAGAGGACAGUGCUGGAGGUGUUUGACCCGCUGGCGAAAACCUGAGCGGGAGCCGUGGGCAGCGCCCUGGGGAAGGUGGACCGUCUUCCCUUAGGCAUUGCUGGUCAGAGACAAGCCCCUUGGCCUCUGCCCCGUCCCGGUCAAAAGUGACACCUACUUAAAGGCACACUGAGAAGACAUCCGCACUGCUGUCGCUGUCGUGCAGUGCACCAAAAUCCUGUCUCACAUCCAGCAAGAUGAGGAUUCAGCCACCGAGAAAGGUUUUAGUCCGGACUUGUGCGUUUCAGGUUCCCGCUCGGGGUGUGGGAAGCCGCGCCUUAGAGCCAGUGUGUGGAUUUUAGAAAGGGGAACUAGCCGAGGAUGCCUGAGACGUUCUCUCCCAUCGAAUUUUAAAUGGUCGUUCAAUUUAUGUGUGUACGUGGGGCUUUUUAAUUUUGUUUGCACUUCACAGAUUUGAAUAGUUUUUCGGUGCCCCACCUGGAGGUUGCUGCAUAAAGUAAGGAUCACACUGGAAGGUUGUUGGGACCAUGAAGAGCUGUACCUGGCCUGCCGACACCAGAUUGAAAAAAAUCAGAGAAGCAGCAAAUAGGUCAACCAAACGACCGGGCCGUCCAUUCCCUGUGUGAGCCCUCGUGUUUACUUCCAUACGUGUGGACUAACCUUGGUCAUGCGGGAGAUGCUGCCUACACUGUUUGGGUUGUGGAGCCUGUACCAUUAGCUUAACCUGACCUUAAACCAGUUCAAGACUUUGCGUCCCGCCUCAGACAUGCGCGCCCCAUAGCCUGGUGCCGUUGCGUGCCCUGGGGCGGCACUCCAGCCUGUUUUCACACGCUCCCCGUCCCCUUCGAGAGGAAACCUUGUGAAUUCUUUUCAUCCCUUAUACUGUGUACCUGGUAAAAGCACAAACGUGAACACUCACGCCGGCACUAAUACUGAGCCUCAUUGCUAUAAUACGAUGAAUAUUUGCUUUAGCCUGGUCUGCCUGGCUGCAGCUUCAGGAAGGAAAGUACCACAUGUCCCUUUAGUAUAAAAAGCCCAGGACAAGCAUUCCUGGGUUUGCUUAUCUAUAUAUGUUUGUUAGGUUUAUCUUUUACCUAGGUUUUUUCUGUGUGUCUCCAACGCCACUUCUCGCCUGUUAAAUCCUUUUAAAAAAUGACACCAUGCUGUUCUCCAUUUUAAAAAUAAUGUUAUAAGGUCUAGAGUAUGUGGAGCAGAUAUCAUAUUUCUGCUAUUAAGUAUCUAAGUGGCAAAAUCUCAGUGUCACGUGACGCUGUCACCCCUGCCGUGACCAGGGGCCCCCUGCACCCGGCGCUGCUGCCAGGGCAGCGGCGAUCAUCUUGCCGGGGGUGUCGCGCUCGUUCCGCUGCUCAGGCCUCGGUUUUCGGAUCCUCUCAUUGCCACUCACUCUCAAGACUCACUGCAGAUUACUUAAAUCUGGCACUCAAGACAAUAAAGCCGCCACAAACUGAUCACCUGAAAACUGGUCAAAGGAAAAGGUAUCGAUGACCCAUCGAGAGAAACAGAGAAUCCGAGAGUUGACCUGGCCCCAGGUGAUUAGGAUACCUUCUGUAAUAAAUGCAUUAUCGAUGUCAUUUUUGCCUCUCUAACCAAAGCCAAUGAACAAACAUAACCCUUGAAAGCAUUAGAAGGAGAACAAAAGCAAGAUGAGCAAUGGGCUUGGAGCAGCUCAGUGAUUGGCCAGCGUUCUGAGGGUACGAUUGGACGUUGGAAGAGAAGAUUUCUUAAUUGAAAUGCGCUCUUCUCUAUAACCUUUCCUCCCCACCAAAAGGAAGGUGAAUUUGAAAGCAAAAACGUGACAAGCAGUCACAAAAGCAGGGGCAAGUCGGAACCACGACAGUUGCUUGCAGUGCUGGGAACAGGCCCAAUUCUCGGCUGCUUUGUUCCCGAAAGCCAACAGCCAGUAACGGUACAGAGAACAGAAUUUCAGUUAAGCUAGGUCCCCAUCACACGAGUGGCACUUAAGAAUCUGACAGUGAGUAGCAACGCACAGAACUGUGUUGACCUCGGGAGACAGGUCACAAGACAAAUGACAAGUAGUUUAAUAUGAAGAAUUGAACAAAUAUUAUGUGAUCAUGGGUGUUCAAGGUUAGUGAACAGCACGUAGAGUUGACAUAAGGUUCUCACACCAAUGUUCUCUUUAGGAAAAAAAAAAGACGAUUGGAAUUGCCUUAGUUAUAAGUCCAUGCCCACUAGAUGGUGGGUUUCCUAGGUUAGUAGCAGCCCGUCGAAUAAUCUCAGCCAUGAGCAGCUGCCACCCUGGGGAUUUCAUUCUGUGGUUUUUGUAUUUUUUUUCUUUGAUGCCCCCACACAGGGCUUUUUCUUGUGACUUUGUAGUUUGUUUCAUUACUUUUCUAUAAGACAUUUCAGUUCACUGCAGUGUUAGAAGCACAGUACUUUACGAUUCUACAUCAUCUCUAUCACUCCAGUUACUAUAUUCCCUUUUACAACAUUUUCUCCAACUUCUUGCCUAUUUUUAAAAUGUGUUCCUGUAAAUGAUUGAAAAUAGAACAUCUGCCUAAGCAAUUCCUGUAAAAGUUUUCAAGUUGUUGAAAUUCAAAACACUUCAUAAAAUUCUGAUGUGUAUAAGCAAAGUAAUGUAUUAAAACAUUCUCUUUGUAACAAAGUGAUUUCAUCAGAAAGAGGAACUGCAAAAAUUAUUUAUUGACUGACUUGGCAAUUACUAAAAACCCUGUAAUGUUUAUUUG
Messenger RNA from Pteronotus mesoamericanus, 7157 nucleotides. RefSeq names its product synaptojanin 2 (gene SYNJ2). Gene Ontology annotation, cellular component: perinuclear region of cytoplasm; presynapse. Gene Ontology annotation, molecular function: phosphatidylinositol-4,5-bisphosphate 5-phosphatase activity; SH3 domain binding; RNA binding. Gene Ontology annotation, biological process: phosphatidylinositol dephosphorylation; synaptic vesicle endocytosis. NCBI's taxonomy places the organism in Eukaryota, Metazoa, Chordata, Mammalia, Chiroptera, Mormoopidae. The coding region runs from base 58 to 4476 and encodes 1472 amino acids. The record is from RefSeq and is a predicted model, not a curated record. The transcript is spliced from 27 exons.